Molecule: messenger RNA, 2070 nt
Organism: Effrenium voratum
Lineage: Eukaryota; Dinophyceae; Suessiales; Symbiodiniaceae
Source: the annotation of a GenBank genome assembly
AUGGCCGAAGCUGCUGACUUGCUGUCUGCGGUGCAGCGCUUCCAUCGGCUUUGGUUCCCCGACGCAGCGCAGCCAGAUGCGGUCCAGGGCUUUUGGUUCGGCGCCAAGCGGCCAAGGGACCGCAAGUUGUUCAGGUCCCUGCACGACCAGUUCUACGAGCCACUGCAAAGAGCGGAGCAGUUGUUUCAAGAGCGGGCGGAGGUGCUCUUGACACUUCCGGUGGGCUCGCAGCUAUUGGUGGCUAUCUUCUUGGAUCAGCAGUGCCGGAACGAGCGUGCCCUGCGGCCUCCGGAUGCUGAGCAAAUCGAGGCCAUGAUCACGAGCUGCUCGGCCUUCGCCCGGCAGCUCGCGGAGAGAGUCAUGUCGUGCGCAGGCAGCGCCGACAUCCAGCUUGCCACAGGCGCUUCGCGGGCGCAGCUUUGCUUCUUUACGCUGGUACUACGCCACACGCGACGCCUCCCAGACGUGCGCGCGGCACAGCGUCUCCUGGAGAGCCUGGCGCCUUGCGAGGUGGUCACCGCCUUUCGGCGCCACAACGGGGCGGUGCUGCAGCAGCUGGAGUCCCAGGCGUAUGUCGAGAAGGCUCUCCGGAGCCACCGGCCGCGGAAAGCCGUGGCGCCCGCGUGCGCGCCUUGCGAUAGGCAGUGCCUUGCGCCCAUGUGCCGUGAGGGAAUGGCGGAUGGCCUUGCUUGGCAGGACUCCUGGCCGAGCUUGGCAGCCCAUCCUCUAUGCCUGGAGCUGAAGCAGAGCCUGGAGCAGCGGAGUUUGGCAGAUCCUUCCUGUCACCUUGUGCUGUCCUACUCCGGGGGUGUCGAUAGUACCGCGCAUUUGUUGCUGCUGCUGGCGCUGAAGCGGCAGAGCAGACAGUUCCCAAACGUCUCCUGCCUUCUCUUGUGCUACCCCAACCGGGAGGCGGAAGAGGUUGAGGCCGAGAAGAUGUGGGCUGCGUGGGUGUGCCAGCAACUUGAGGCGGACUUGUUCAUGUACGAGGUGUGCCUGGCGCGUCCGCAUGCAGAGAACGGCGAAGAGGUCGGGGUGACGCGUGAGGAGUACGAACGCUGGACCAAAGAGAUCCGGUUCAGGAUGUACCGAUGCUUGCUUGAGGACUGCCCGGGGCGCUCUGCAGUGAUUCUGGGUCAUCAUCAGGAUGAUGUGGACGAAAACCGGCUAGAUCACUUGAUGAAGGGCCACGUGCUUGGGGAUGUGGAAGGUAUGUGGGCCUGGCGCGAGAUCCAUGGAGUCCAGCUUUUUCGACCGCUGCUUCACCGCCGCAAAGUGGACUUCACGAGGCUCCUUGAGGCAUAUCCCACCCCUCACUUCCGAGACUCCACGCCCGCGUGGUCGGUGCGUGGCGCCACGCGGAGAGCGCUGGACGGUCUGCGGCCGGCGGAGGGUGCGGAGCUGUCGGAGCUGCUGGGGAGCUGCGGGCGGCUCAGCAAGGAGGUGGGCCAGGAGGUGGACUCCUCGAUCGCAUUGUGGGCGCAGCACCACGUGGGAAAUCUGCAGCUGCCGAAGGGCGCCACGGGGGUGGCGAUACGCCUGCGCGAGCUCUUCCAGCUGCAGGUGGGCGCGCGCCUGGCGGAGGUGAAGCGCCUCAUUUCCCGGAUCCGGGAGCUGUGGAAUCCGCUGGCCGAGGCACCGGCGAUUUGCGCCAUUCCGGAGGCCCUGCCGGACAUCGAGGGCCUGCUCUUUGAGAAGGCCUUCUUUGCGGCAGCCGGCGGCACGCAAGGCUCCGAAAACUUGCUGGACACGAGGCGGGCGGGGCACUACCACAGCUCGAGCGGGUGCUCAGUGAACCGCCGCGCGGUGCGGCAUUUGUACGAGAACAUCAAGGCCUCGCAGAAGCCCCAGUUCAGCGGCGGGCUGACUCAGGAGUUGGGCUACUUGUACGUCUCUGAUUCGGAGGUCUUGGUCCUGUACGAUGCUUCGUCGCACCCGGACGCAGACUUCAAGACCAUGCGCUCCAGCAUUGUUGCGGCAGUGGCAGCGUGGGCAGAGAAAGGGGCGACCGUCGCCAGAACAGAAGUCUGUGGUCCAUUUGGUUGGGAAGAACAUAAGGGGAUUCCCUAA